UGCUCAGUCGGCGCUGCAGCGUUGGAACUUGGCGGCGGCGGCGGCUGGGGGAGAAUGAGGAUGUCGUCGCCGGUGUCGCCUCCGAGCUCCUGAGGUGGCCCUCAUGGGGCUGGGCUCCAGCUCCGAAGUCCCCGACGGGGGCUCCGAGGGAUAUCACGUGCACGGGGUUCAGGAAAACUCCCCUGCUCAGCAGGCUGGACUGGAGCCAUUCUUUGAUUUCAUCCUCACAAUAGGACACACCAGACUGAACAAAGAAGGGGACAUCUUAAAAGAUCUGCUGAAAGCCAAUGUUGAGAAGGCUGUGAAACUGGAGGUGUACAACAUUAAAACGAUGAAAGUGCGUGAAGUGGAGGUGGUCCCCAGCAACAUGUGGGGAGGGCAGGGACUCCUGGGAGCCAGUGUGAGGUUCUGUAGCUUCCAGAGAGCCAGUGAGCAGGUGUGGCAUGUGCUGGAUGUGGAACCGGCUUCCCCAGCAGCCCUGGCUGGCCUGAAGCCGCACACUGAUUAUAUUGUUGGAUCGGAUCAGAUACUGCAGGAGUCAGAAGAUUUUUUCUCACUGAUUGAAACCCACGAGGGGAAGCCGUUGAAACUGAUGGUCUAUAACACAGAAGCUGAUUCCUGUCGAGAAGUAUUUGUAACCCCCAAUGGAGCCUGGGGUGGAGAAGGAAGUUUAGGGUGCGGCAUUGGAUAUGGCUAUUUGCACAGAAUUCCAACACAGCCUUCUAUACCAAAGAAAAAGGCAGAAGCUGGUCCCCCUUCUCCUUUGCCCUUGGGAGACACACCUCCUGAACCACCAGCCAAUGGCUAUACAGAGGCUCCUCUGUUAGCACCAAACUCCCAAAGCGAAGAACCUGCAAGCUUAGAGUACAGCACAGAUCAAAGUGUAAAUAUGUAUUCAGUAGAAAAUUCUCUUCAGCCUCCUCCUCCUGUGCAGAGAGUCAUGGAUCCAGGUUUUAUAGAUAUGUCUGGAGCUUCUUUUCCUGAACUAAUUGACUUAGUGAAAACAGUCAAGGUGCCUUCCUCUGCUUCUUUCAACUUGCCAGACACUGUUGCAGCAACUGAUAGCUUAGUAUCUAACAACGGAAUUGAUUCACACUUUGAUCAGGCCUCUAUUCCAGUUUCAGAAGAUUCAAUCUCUUAUUCAGAGGGCCCGAGUCCUCAGCCAGAGUUGGAUGCAGCGCAUUCAGUUUCUGCUUUGCCAUCCCUUCCUGCGGAUAUCUCUGUAAAUGCAACAUCUAAAGCUGAUGGUGGUGCUCGAGAAACACUUAUGCUUUUAGAUGGGACUGAGAGCCUGCAAAUGACCAAAGCGUUACAACCUGACAGUGAAGAUGAAAAGGCCAAGGAAUUGACAGAAGAAACUGUACAGAUCUAGAGCUAAAAAGUGACAGCACUUGCUAUCAGCUGUAAGGAUAUUGGUACCAGACAAUAAGGCUUUUGAUGCCCAGUGACACCCAUUGUGAUAGCAACAGUAAUACUGCAAGAAUUCAAGCUGUUUCCAGGGGCCUUGAGCCAGCCUGUCAUUGUCUGAUAGGUUUCAACAUCUGCAACUACUGCUCAGCAAUAACACUGAUUAUUUGACUUGGAAUCAGUUCUUUAAAAAUGCUGUUUAGUGUGAGGUUUGCUGUCUGCCCAAAAGCUAACAGCAAGACUUUUAGUUUAGUUUUUGUUUUGUUUUUUUAAAAUGCAGCUAGUAAGCAAACAAUGGCUUGAUUUUAGCAGACCCUUUUAGCCCUCUUUCUAGGUUUCAGUUUUAAUUGUGACAACUGUUCACCUUGAUUUUAUAUGUCAAAAUAUUUAAUGUUAAAAAUUCCCAAAUAACACUUCACAAUUUGAUUCUCUUUGGGCACCCAUGUAGAAGAGUCUAAUGUGUUUGCAACUUUCAUGGCCAUAAUCCAGCACUUUCCUCUCUCCAGGUUACAGUGCUUCCUUGCAGAAGAGCUGCUGCAGUACUCCAUCCCUGACACAUGCAGGUGGGCUGGCAUAGCCCCCACAAUCCUCCUCCUCUAGUCAAUGCCACAUUAAAGUUAUCUGGGAGACAGGGAGGUGCAUGCAGACCUCUCGACUAUACACAUGCCAAAGAGGUAGGAAAUGAACCCAAGCAGCUACUUUAUUCUCCUAUUAGGUACCUUACUUGUUAGAAAUCUCUCUUGAAAUAAUAGUUUCAAGGUGAACGUAAGCAAUUUAUAGUUUUACACUUGGGGUUAGAUGUGGCUGAAAUAUUUCUUCUGAGCCUCUGCAAAUUAAAAGUGGUGAUUCUAAACAUGCAUGCAUGGUAAAAUAAUUGAAUUUUAAUUUUUGUUUUCAAAUUAAGUGUGUUCUAAUGGCAGGUAUGUGUUGACUUGAGCAAAUAAGCUACUAUCAUGUAGGUCUGCACCCCUGAUGGCGAGACUGUUGCUUUUCAGGGAGGCUGAUUCCUCUCCUGAGCUCUGAAUAUGGCUUUAUUCAAUAUGAAUAACUGGUGUUCUAUAUCACACUAGAUGUGUUGAAUGGUAUAUUUCAAAAUGGUUUUUGAUUCCCUGCUUCUGUUUGUUGAAGAUUAAAAAUAAACCAUUUUUGGAAAAUACCUGUUAAAAGUACUCCCUGCAGAAGUGAAGUUGCCAUUUUGGUCCUGCUUAUUAUUCACUAGCUCCCAGAAUAAUGUGCAAUCCAAACUCUCAAUCUGCCACAAUAGGUGUCUUGAUGUAGCUCAACCAGAGCAAGUCCCCACCCACUGUAACCUCAGUUGGUGCAAAGUCAUCACCCCCAAGGAAAAUGACAUUGGCAAGGAGAUACAUCUAUUCCAAACCCUUUUCAGGUCAGUCUCGUGACCUAGGGUCCAGUCCUCAAAACUCCCACCCACACCCAGCCAGCAGUAGCACCUUCCAAAGUGUUCUAUUCAGAGUUUGGAAUAGGAACAACAACUCCUUAGAGCCAGGAUUGCCUUGCACACCUUAUAUUUCAUGGUUACAGAGCUUGGAGAACUAGGCAAAGAUUUUUAUUUUAAAAAACACCUGAGAACAAGGAGCAAACUUUGGUACUUAAUGCAAUAAGUUCCUUCCCUGUAGAGGAACGGGAUCCUGUGUGGGUUGUCAAUGCUCACCUCUCAACUGGCAGGAAGCCAAAAUUUUGAGCAGGUAGGUGGUAUACCUGGUGGGCAAGAGUAGACCCUUUGCCAGUUCAAUUUGUGCUUAAGCAAGUAACUAGUCAAAAAUAAGCAAUAGAAGAGGAAGAGGGGAAAAACAAGUCCCAAGAGGCCCCCUAAUGGUUGGUGUUGUAAGGGUAGCACAGAUGGAGAAGAGAAAAAACCCUGGUAUGGGCUUAGGAGUAGGAGGAGGUGGUAGGGAAAUUGGGGUACGGGAGGUUGAUCCUCAACUACGUAUCCAAUAGCUCCCCCCCAACUAUCACUUGGGAGGGGUCACAUCCAGAAUACUGUUGAGGUAGCUGUGCUCCUGGUGAAAUGGGAUGUGAUGCCCAAAAGAGCCACUAACCCAGGGCCCUGGUAAAGAGUGACCUGCAGUUGAACUGGUGAGGGGGUUGCUCUGCGCACCAGGCAUACCCCCUUGAAAGUUUGACUUCCUGCCAGUGGAGAGCUGGGCACUGACAACCCACACAGGAUCAUCUUCCUCCACUACUGAAGAACCAGGAAAAAAAAUUAAAUGGAUGGUCCCAGUUGUUGAGCUUAGUAUUUGCCAACACAGACUAGCAGCGGCUCUCCUGAAAUUGUUGGGUCUUUCCCAAUCUAUGUAGAGAUGCCAGAGAUUGGACCUGGGACCUUCCGCCUGCAUAGCUAGUGCUCAAACACACAACCACAGUUGAAAAAAGCAGCACAGCAACAAACUUUGUAGCCUUACUUGAGGACUAAGCAGAAAUACUCAAUAUACAUACAUAUCUGAUAAUGCAGUGCAGUUGAUAGGGCAAGUGUGCAAAAGAUCCACAGUUGUUCUGUGCGCUAAUUUUGGUUUCAGGAACUUUGAAGAGCUUUCUGGCAAUACCUCUUUUUUUGGCCAAGGAAUUUAUGAUCACAUAAUUAAAACAAAAAUGACCAAAGCUGCUUAGGAAUGUUAGCUAAAGUUUUUUAUUAUUAUUUCUAUACAAUUGUUCAAUACAUGUUCAUCCUUUUGGCAUUACAGGCCCUCUGUCAACCUUUCCUGAAACUACAUUGCUGGGAUUGUAGAAAAUAAAAAGUUUAGAAUCUUGGCUGAUUUUUUAAAAACACACACAAAAGGGAGGGGAAGAGGGGAGAAUUAACUUUCAGUGAAGACAUGGAGAGCACAAAAUUGAAAAUUAGAUCUAUAAGAACAAAGCCCCUCUCCUCCAAUAUCAAUCAAUUCAGGACAAAUUUACAGUUGUUUAAACCAAUGAAUUUACCAACUUCACUAAAGUGUGCAGUGUAGCACAGAGGUGGCAAACUAGAUUGCUGUACACACAAAUGGGAUUUACAAAUGGAAAAUGAUGUCAAGCUGGGAAAGGUGCAUGCAAGCUUAAUUCAUAACCAGACCUUGUUUAGAGCAGUGCUUUGUGUCAUCUGGAACACAAGCGACAAUGGUUUAGGGACAACACAAAGCUCAUCUUUUUGUAACAUGGCAGUUGCUUUGACAAUCUGAUGUGUAUAAAAGCAAGUGCUCCAUGGGGUACUUACCACCCCAAGAAAAAAACGAAGAGAAAAAUGUCCAAAAGGUGCUGUAACGUUGCACUUUGUCUUUCUACCACAGUUGGCGUGGGAGGGUGGGGGAAAGGACACACAUAAUCCUCGAAACACCCAUAAAAGGCAGUCAAAUGACUCGUAAGUAUCAGGCUCUGGAUAUUUUCCUCUUGGUUGGUGCAAAAUUCAUUUGUGGAUAACUACCAAAUAGCAUGGGAAAUAUUCACAGCAUGCCACCGGCCUGCGUGUUGCUCAAUUUUAAGCAGCUCCCAUGCUGCAAAAACAAUGCUGGCAUUAGGGCUUCCAGUUGUCUUUCAACAGUGAAGCAAAACCAAGAUGUUUUGCAGGCUAUAGCUUACAUCUAGCUGCCACCAUUAAGGAAAAGAGGAGUGCUCAUCUGCUAGCAGGCAGGGACCUAAACUUUACUAUACUGCCUCUUUUAAAAAGGCACUUGUGCUUCUGUUUCAAAUAAAAACCACUUUACAAUA
Zootoca vivipara (common lizard) is the source of this 5109-nucleotide messenger RNA. It is a transcript of the gene GORASP1, whose product is annotated as golgi reassembly stacking protein 1. NCBI's taxonomy places the organism in Eukaryota, Metazoa, Chordata, Lepidosauria, Squamata, Lacertidae. Gene Ontology annotation, molecular function: protein binding. Gene Ontology annotation, biological process: Golgi organization. Gene Ontology annotation, cellular component: Golgi apparatus. The record is from RefSeq and is a predicted model, not a curated record.